Molecule: messenger RNA, 852 nt
Organism: Acanthosepion pharaonis
Lineage: Eukaryota; Metazoa; Mollusca; Cephalopoda; Sepiida; Sepiidae
Source: the annotation of a GenBank genome assembly
AUGAUUCAUGACCAGACCCGCCCACAUCGCACCAGUACAACACUACUAAUAUCCAGCGCGCCAUCUACAUUUCUUUUCAUUCACAUUGCACUUUUUUCGCUCUCAUUCAUUUCAUUCAUUCUUUCUCUUUUGCAAUUCAUAUUUCUUCUUUUGAUUGCUGUUUUCUUCUUCCUUUUUAUAGUUUUCUUUUUUUUCUUUAACUUCUUUUCAUUUUUUCUGUUUAUUUUCCUUUCAUAUUUUUUCUGUUAUUACUUCCAAUUUUUCUUUUUAAUUUCUUCCCAUUUUAUUCUCUUCUACUUUCUUCCCAUUUCUUCUUUACUUUAUUCUUAUUUUGUUCUCUUUAUUUUCAUUUUCUAUUCACUUUCAUCUCAUUUUACUCUUUAUUUUAUUUCCAUUUUAUUUUUUAAUUACUUCCCAUUUUUCUCUUUACUUUCUUCCCAUUUUUCUCUUUACUUUCUUCCCGCUUGGUUCUCUGCUUCCCAUUUUUCGUCUUUGGAUUUUUUUUCCAUUUUUUUUUCACAUCAUUUUUUCCCGUUUUUCUUUUUACGUUUUUUUUUUAAAUUUUCUCUUCUAUUUCUUUUCAUUUUCUUCUUUGCUUUCUUUCGAUUUUUCUUUCUUUACUUUCUUCCAAUUAUUUUCUCUGUUCUUUCUUCCUAUUUUUCUCUUUUUAUUUUCUUCCUAUUUUUCUCAUUAUUAUCCUAUUUUUAUACAUAUCUACCCCAUUAUUUUCACAUCUCUCUCUCUCUCACACACACACUCUCUCUCUCUUUCUGUCUGUCUGUCUGUCUCUCUCUCUCUCUCUCUCUAUCUAUCUAUCUAUACAAAAGCGGAAGCAAUACCUCUCACAUAUAG